ACAUGUCAAGUCUAGUUUAUUUCAUUUUCACAACACCUGUCCAAUUUUAGCCAAUUUUAGCUGAAUAUUAACGCACUUCACAUGUGUUUCCGUGUUGUCAUAAAUUCCUGAAAUGAUUCAUAUAACAUAUGGGCGAAGUUGACGUUGACAUUACCAUAUGAUACAUAAUUAUACGUGAAUUAAACAUAUUUACAGCCAAACCUCGUGCAUAAUCGUUUUUAUGAUCGUCGCGAAACAUGCAUCGAUUUUUAUCCCUCUUAUGUAAAGAUUAAAAGAAAUAAAAGAUUUGUACGAAUAUCACCUCUAUUAUUUGUCUUAUGGUUAAGGUCAUAACCUUAAAUAAAAUGAAACACAUGCCCGUGGUUUUAACGACAAGUAUUAUUUUAUAAAAAUGGACAUAGCUGAUAUCGUGGCAGAUAUUCUUUUACUGUACAUAAAAUAUUAUCUUCAUUCCUGUGAAUGUUGUAUGAUUAAAUUGUCACGUGGUGAAAAUCAAGUAUGGUAAAUGAGUGCCUUAAAAGAUCAGGAUCCCGAUUACGGGCCUUCCAAUGGAAGUAGCGAGAAACAUCAACGGAUAUAUGAAGAAAAUGCACGGACUAGCACUGCCAGGAAGAUAACAAGUAUUAUUGAGAGAGAGUUUUCUGAAGAGAUCAACGCGAAGGAAAAAGAGGUUCUAGAAAUACAGGAGAGACUGCACAGGGCUUCGAAGAUAAUUCAUUUACUGCGAUACGUAAUAGUCUCUGAUUUUUAUAAUCGCAAACAGUGUCAAAAUACACAAAACGGUGAAGCGAAGCAGACACAGAUUCACCCAGCGAUAAAACAAUUAAUUGGCAAAGCGCCGAGGUUAUCAGAUAAUAAUCAAGCAUCAAAUAAUGAGAAUCACUUCAACACGCAGUUAGACUGUAAAUCAACGAUUGACUGUAGCACCAUAAAAAUAGAGAAAUUAGAAGAAACUGUUGAAUCUCAAGCAGAAAAACGACUUAAUGAAGCGGACGAUGAAUCACGACCAAAGAAGAUUCCUCGAUAUAUUCCGCCGAAGAGCAGCGUUCCGGAAUCACAAUGCCCAUCGAGAGGUGUCAGGCAUAAAGUCAGGAAACGUAUUAUUAUCGGCAAUAUCUCGAAAUGGAUUCCUCCGGAAUGGAGGGAGGAUGCGGCUAGUCACAAGUGGACAAUGUACGUUCGAGGCAACAAGGAAAAUCCCGAUAUCGACGAUUUCGUUACCAAAGUCCGAUUCUUCCUGCAUCCGAGUUACAGACCGAAUGACGUCGUCGAAGUUACCGCGGCCCCGUUCUGUUUGUCGAGGCGUGGCUGGGGCGAGUUCCCGUUGAGGGUGCAACUGCAUUUCCAAAGCGCGUUGAACAAACCAAUGGAUAUAAUCCAUCAUUUGAAGUUAGACCGCACUUAUACUGGGCUGCAAACUUUGGGGUCCGAAACGCUGGUCGAUAUUUGGAUUUAUGCGGAUUCUCAAAAUCUCAAGCGGAACUUAUACAAGCUGGUUGAUCAAGAUUUGAACGAUAGCGAAACCACAUGCAAAUUAAAAGUGGAAAACAACAAGGAAAAUCUUGUUGGCAUCAAAUCUGAUUUGAAUGAAACAGUUGAAUCAAUGAAAAGUUGCGACGUGGUUAUUAAAAGGGAACCUUUGGAAGAUCAAACAAUUACCGGAGAUAUAGAUAUACAAAGACUGCGAUUUUUGGUAGAACUCGAUCAUGAUUAUUGCAGUUCGAAGUACCUGAAUGAUUUCGAAAAGAAUUUAACUAUCGACCAUUCAACAUCGAUUGAUUUUUCUGAAGAUGGGGAGAAGAGGAUCGCAGAAAAGGAUAGUUCAUCAUUACACAGGGAUUCAAGUAAUUUAAAGAUGGGAGAAAUAAUGAACGAAAGCGCACUCUCGCCAUCUGAACUUAAUAGAAACACCACAAGGAUACCUCCAGUAAGUUGGUCCAAGGUUUAUACGAAUCUCCGUCCUUUGGAAAUCACGAUACCUCCAGUGUUCGAGCCAUCGGGAAGCAAACAUGUGUUAGUUCUUAAAAAUAAUAAAACAAUACCAGUAAAUGACAUCACUGCUCCGCGCAAGGAAGAUCAUACUCGUAAUUCCAUAGAUGAUCCAAUGAAACUGAGAACAUCUGUAGCUAGCUGUCGCGGCGUUAGCUUGCUCAAAAAGCCACUGGGCUCAGAAAGCACAGUGCAAGCGCGAAAUCCCAAUGGCACGAAGUCGCAGCAAGGAACGAAACUUCAACUUUCCAAAAGUGUUAUUCUGAACAUGAAUUCCAAUGUACCCGUGUUAAAGAUAGCUGAUAGAAUUUCGACCAAUGGUCUCUUUAAUUCGGAGAAGCUGUUAGCCUCCGAAAAGGCAUUAAAAGCAUGUAAUUACAGAUCAAAGGAAUCGAAGGUGUCUCGCCAGAAAAUCACGAUAGGCAAAGACAAACACAAGCUUCAGAGUAAAAAAGAAUUCUAUGAUGAAGUCUUGCGAGCAAUCGAGACUGCAAAUGUUUUAGAUAUCCAAGGACUGUUGCGAUUUAUUAUUAGAAGAAUGCCGAUGAUAACGCAAGAUGCUUUGGACCCCGAUUACAGACAGUUACAUCCUUACGCCUGUGCGACUGAACAAGACUUCUUCGGCUACACAGUAGCAAAAAGAAACGCUUGCGAAUGGAGUCGAUCGAGGAUGAUACAAAAUUUUCUGAAGAAAAAAAUCGUUAAUGAAAACCUAUGGACUGUCAAGGAGAUAAUGAUUUGGGCCCGACUGCACGGUUACACUCCGCUCUGUCGCGAUUUUGCCUUUCAAACAAUAAAACAGCAGAAGAGUUUACCCGAUUCCGCGGUUAAGACCAUAUCUACUUGCACGGACCCUGAUGCUUUCAACAAGUGGCUUCAAAUUCAUCUGGAUCGAUCGAACGAUCAUUCCGAACGUGAUUCACGUGAAUCCAAUGAAUCGAACGUCGAGAUUGACGUUGUGAACAUUGACGCAUCGCUAGGAAACAAUAAAAGGUUGAAAAAACAGGAAGAGGGUGUGCAGCUAGCAAGUACCGAAACUACAGUAUUGGAAUUUGAAUCGAGACUGAUGCCGCUUUACGACUUCGUCUGUGAGACUGCCAGAGAUAUCGGUGUUAGAUUAGUUCCAGAAGAAAUUGCACCUUCCGUCGUUCACUGCGCGGCCAGUCGAACGAUUAUGCGGGCUAUCGAAUGUCUCGUGGAGGAUUUAGUCAGAACAUCUCUGGCGAAAGCUUGGGAAAGGGCCACUGAUGAUGGGUAUCCGAAGAUGAUCGUUUUAGACGACGUGCGCGGAGCUCUGUUAAGUCGCGAAGAGUUCGACAUUUUUACGAAUCAAGGAUUGGGUACAAAAUUGGCAUCCACGAAUUAAUUAGGAAGACGUACGAAAAGUAAGAAAUCAUGAUAGUGGAAAACGUUUUUUAACUUUUGCUGUAUUUAUCUUUUAAGCAAUAUGACAGUAACGCGCUUCGAUAUAGUUCCAAAAAACAAGGAGGAAAGCCUCGCAUAUGUACAAAUUUAUAAAUUUGAAUAAAAUGAACGAAGUUUUGUACAA
Ceratina calcarata is the source of this 3538-nucleotide messenger RNA. RefSeq names its product YEATS domain containing 2 homolog D12 (gene D12). The coding region runs from base 506 to 3355 and encodes 949 amino acids. Lineage: Eukaryota; Metazoa; Arthropoda; Insecta; Hymenoptera; Apidae. The record is from RefSeq and is a predicted model, not a curated record. Gene Ontology annotation, biological process: regulation of DNA-templated transcription. The transcript has 4 exons.